AUGUAUAUUACUGGGACUUAUUUGUCUUACAGGAGGAGGUCAUCCUGGUUAUUCAGAACCCUAAUCCUGCAUCUCUUCGUUAUUUAUGUUUCCGUACCAUUCCUUAUACGUCUCUUUCCUGCGCUGUUGGCCAAGUUUGUCUUUCUCAAUAUUGUGGCAUUUCCCUUUGUGGACUUUGGGAAACCUGAAUUGCUGCUGAACCAUACUGUAAACUUCUAUCUCACAACCGAACCGGAGGUCACCAUCGGCGUCUGGCAUGUUUUGCCUGGCAGCAGGGGGAUAGAAGCUCAAGGGAAGGAUCACAGCUGGUAUGAAGAAACUCUUGCAGACGAUAAUCCCGUUAUAAUUUAUCUCCAUGGCAAUGGAGGUAACAGGGCUUCAGGGCACCGAGUUUCCUUGAUGAAGGUGAUGAGUGGUGCAGGCUUCCAUAUACUGGCUCUUGACUACAGAGGGUAUGGGGACUCGAGUGGCUAUCCAAGUGAGACGGGAUUGACUACGGACGUCAUGUGCCUCUAUGACUGGGUAAAAGCCCGGAGUGGAAAUAGCACAGUGCUCUUCUGGGGACACUCCUUGGGCAGUGGAGUAGCAACAAAUGUUGCAAGAAAACUGCUUGAAGAAAAAGGCAUCCAGGUGGACUUGAUCGUUCUGGAAUCAUCCUACACCAACAUUCGGGAGGCAGCAGCUCAUAUCCCCAUUACCAGAAUCUACCGUCAGUUCCCAGGAUUUGAGUACUUCAUCCUCGACUCAAUGGCGUUGGGUGACAUGUUUUUCCGUAGUGAUGAGAAUGUUAAAGUGCUGUCCAGUCCCCUUUUAAUUUUGCAUUCAGAAGAUGACCCUAUCUUGCCCAUCCACCUGGGUAGAAAGCUCUUUGAGAUUGCUCUCCACUCCUAUGAGAACAAAGACAAGGUCAAGUUUGUUGCCUUUCCAGAGAAGCUGGGUUUAGCCCAUGAAAACAUCUGUUCAGAUCCAGAACUGCCCGACAUUGUGAAAGACUUCCUGAAGAACAUCAAGUGAUACCAGCUGCUGCAGUGUACAUUAAUCACCAUGGGCACACUUACAGCUGAAGCCACCUUGUGGCAGAGACUUUCAACAAAACUACAAUAGAAAGUUUAAUUUGAUUUUAAUCAGCAAAUGGACUAGAAUACAGUUGUGUAGACAGACCCAGCUACU
Molecule: messenger RNA, 1170 nt
Organism: Terrapene triunguis (Three-toed box turtle)
Lineage: Eukaryota; Metazoa; Chordata; Testudines; Emydidae
Gene: ABHD12B
Product: abhydrolase domain containing 12B
Exons: 12
Coding region: 1-1014 (337 amino acids)
Biological process (GO): monoacylglycerol catabolic process; phosphatidylserine catabolic process
Cellular component (GO): endoplasmic reticulum membrane
Molecular function (GO): phosphatidylcholine lysophospholipase A1 activity; monoacylglycerol lipase activity
Source: RefSeq, a predicted model, not a curated record